Trematosphaeria pertusa is the source of this 1327-nucleotide messenger RNA. Its product is annotated as kinase-like protein. Gene Ontology annotation, biological process: protein phosphorylation. The transcript has a single exon. Bases 266 to 1030 code for a protein of 254 amino acids. Lineage: Eukaryota; Fungi; Ascomycota; Dothideomycetes; Pleosporales; Trematosphaeriaceae. The record is from RefSeq and is a predicted model, not a curated record. Gene Ontology annotation, molecular function: protein tyrosine kinase activity; ATP binding.
AAUUCACAAUACAUCAUGCUCAAGUAUAAUAGCGGGGCAAUGCAGAUUCUGGAAUUGCGAUAUGUUUAGUCCGCCUGUACCGCUUCGACUAAUCUAAGCUCCUACCGACAGUGGAGAGCUCGCUAGGAGAACGGGCAAAUUGACUGCGAUCCCCUAAGGCCGAGUGCUUCUCAACUCUACGUUUGAGUAGCAGUGCUAGUUCUAGCCAUUAUUAAAACACCUAUGCAACGAUACAAGACGAGUUUGUUCCGGUGAGCAACCCCUCAUGCCAAGACGAGUUGUUCCGGUGAGCAACAUCCUGACACGCGACGUUCUUGCAUUCUCCCGUCUCCUAGCCUCGCCCUGUCAUCGCAGUCACCGUCGUCCACUACAUGGUUUCCGUCAACCGUAUCCUUCGCUCCCACCGCAUCAUUUCCAUCAAUCGCAUCCUCGCUACUGCCCUUAUCGUCAAAGGCGCCGCCGCAUCUUCUCAGCCAACGUUCCCCGCCCCAACCGGAAGCCAUCCAGACGUCUUCAUGAUAUCCCAACAACUAUGAAUGAUCACCAAUCUCUACCAAGGGACUGGGACCAGCGAAUUCUUGGCGUCGGAGGUUCUGCUAUUGUGUCUUUGCACGAUGACACCACUGUGCUGAAGGGCUAUGUUGCGUGGCUAGAUGGCCGAAUAGCUGCCUCCUUUGAAGAGUGUAGCGCGUCGAAGCUCUCGCUGGACCGGGAACGCCAAGUUUUCGAAAGAUUGGGGUCACACGAAAACAUUUUGCGAUAUUAUGGCCUGGUCGAAGUUCAACAAAGCAUACACUCCCUCCGUCUAGAGCGGGCAUUACACGGCAACCUCCGAUCUUUCAUUCGAGUAAACGACCCAGUCCCAUUGCCACAGCGGCUCACGUGGGUUGCAGACCUCGCGGCGGGCCUCGCAUACAUACACUCUAAAAAGGUGUUCCACUGUGAUUUUAGUUGUCGCAAUGUUUUCUUAACAGGAGAGAAUGCUGUUAAAAUAGGCGACUUUGGGGGGGGGGGGGGCAAAAUUGGAUGACCAAGAGCCCUAUGCCGCUGAAGAGCCUUGGUAUGAGCUACCUCUCCGUGGGAGAUCCUGGGAAGGGAGACCUUAUAUCAAACGAGAGCUUUUUGCUCUAGGUUGCGCUAUAUACGAGAUUAUGGCGUGGAAGAAGCCGUUUAACGAGUUAAAUAGUGAAGAGGUGGAGAGGUGCUUUGCUCGGGAAGAGUUCCCCGAUAUUCGCAAUGUAUCUUGUGCUAGCGUCGUUCAGAAGUGUUGGGAUGAGGAAUUCGAAAGUUCGGAAGAUGUAAUGCUCGCUUUACAAGCUGUACCAGG